Triticum dicoccoides is the source of this 1247-nucleotide messenger RNA. RefSeq names its product ethylene-responsive transcription factor ERF060-like. Gene Ontology annotation, cellular component: nucleus. Lineage: Eukaryota; Viridiplantae; Streptophyta; Magnoliopsida; Poales; Poaceae. The transcript has a single exon. Bases 180 to 1025 code for a protein of 281 amino acids. Gene Ontology annotation, molecular function: sequence-specific DNA binding; DNA-binding transcription factor activity. The record is from RefSeq and is a predicted model, not a curated record. Gene Ontology annotation, biological process: regulation of DNA-templated transcription.
UCAAGCGCUUCCUCCGCCGCUGCCCAACAGCUCGCACCCGGCUCCCAUUCAUUCUCUUGGCAAAUCGCCCAGUUCAUCCUAAAUUACCAGCUCUCCUCGGCUUCCCUUCCUCCAAAUCGUUGGCGUUUUCUUCCUCUGGUUCUCUGCCUGUGUGUCCGAGUUUCUUGAUCGACAAGGGCAUGGCGACGACGGUGGACUGGCGCAGCUAUAGGCCCGAUCUUCCUGCCGCGAUGUAUCACAUGGUGGACAGCAGGGACCAGGUAAUGCACGCGUUUGCUCCGGCGACGGCGCAGGGCGCGGCUCCGACCAUCUCGUUCGCCUUCCCCUGCCCCGGCGCGGAGCAGAGCGCCGGCCUGCUUCGUGGCGCCAGCUACCUCACUCCCGCGCAAAUCCUCCAGCUCCAGUCGCAGCUGCACCACGUGCGCCGGGCGCCGGGCGCGGCCAUGGCCGCGGUGGGGCAGCCGAUGAAGCGGCACGGCGUGGCAGCGCUCCCGGCGCGGCCGGCGACCAAGCUUUACCGCGGCGUAAGGCAGCGGCAUUGGGGGAAGUGGGUCGCCGAGAUCCGCCUGCCCCGCAACCGCACCCGCCUCUGGCUCGGCACCUUCGACACCGCCGACGAGGCCGCGCUGGCCUACGACGCCGCCGCCUUCCGGCUCCGCGGCGAGUCCUCCAGGCUCAACUUCCCCGAGCUCAGGCGCGGCGGCGAGCACCACGGCCCGCCGCUCGACGCCGCGAUCGACGCCAAGCUCCGCUCCAUCUGCCACGGGGAAGACAUGCCCCAGAGCCAGAGCGAUGAGACGCCGGCGCCGACGACGACACUGACGCCGAUUUCUUUCCCGGACGUCAAGAGCGAGCCAGUCUGCUCCGUCUCCGAGAGCUCGUCGUCGGCUGACGGCGAGGUGUCCUCGUGCUCCGACGUCGUCCCGGAGAUGCAGCUUCUUGAUUUCUCGGAGGCUCCAUGGGACGAGUUCCUGCUGCGCAAGUACCCGUCGCUCGAGAUCGACUGGGACGCGAUCCUUUCUUGAAUCAAGUUCAUGCUUGAUCCACAGCUCGUCCAAAGUGAUUACUUCUGCUUUCAUUAGGCUCUUGGAUAGGUUAUUAUGGGUUUGGUCAUGUAUUCAUGUGUAACAUCAACCCCUGCUCUGCUUGGUUUUUGAAUGGCAUUGCCAGGAAGGAGGUUUUAUGUAGAAAUUUAAGUCUGUCAUGUAGUUUUGUGAUUCAAUAAAGAUACACUUUGGUACUUGAAA